AUGGAUGAUCCAAAAUCACAAAUUACAUCUCUCAUCCACACCCUCUGUUCCGGGGCUCCCUCUGCCCAGCAAGAAGCUUUGGAAGAGUAUUUUACCCCUGACGCGUCGUUUUCGCAUCCGCUGUGCUCGGUACCUUCUUUCUCUUCUGUUCGAUUGCCAGUGGCUGGAGAGGUCAAUAGUAGAUGGGUGUUGGGGUGUGUGUAUAAAUGGUAUAAGGUGUUAAGUCCAAGGGUUGUAGUGGGGGUGGAUGGAGUUGAAUAUAACCCUGAAACGCAAACUCUCUUUCUCCAACUACAUCAACAAUUCCACCUCUUCUUCCUUCCAUUUUUUUAUCCAACAGUAUACCUAACCACAAUCCUUUAUCUUGCCCCCACCAAGAAAUCUUCCGAAGACAACUCCUCAGCAUCCGAUACCAAAUAUCUUAUAAAGCACCAAGAAGACCUCUAUCAAUCCGCAGAACUCGUGAAGUUUUUCUGGCCGGGAGGAACACAGAUUAUUAGCUUUUGGAGAUUGAUUGCGACAUUGUUUUGUAUACUUGGGGCAAUGAUAUUUGCGCCGAUGACGUGGAUGGAGGAGUGGGGAUGGUUUGGCAAUGGGAAGGAUGUAAAGAGAGGCGAAAAGAAAAAUGUAGAUGAACACGAGACAGGAGGUCGCGAGACUAAUGGGGUGAAUGUGGGUCCGGGGGAAGUAUAG
Botrytis fragariae is the source of this 693-nucleotide messenger RNA. RefSeq lists its product as uncharacterized. NCBI's taxonomy places the organism in Eukaryota, Fungi, Ascomycota, Leotiomycetes, Helotiales, Sclerotiniaceae. The record is from RefSeq and is a predicted model, not a curated record. The transcript is spliced from 4 exons. Bases 1 to 693 code for a protein of 230 amino acids.